This is a messenger RNA of Macrosteles quadrilineatus (aster leafhopper), 705 nucleotides long. RefSeq lists its product as uncharacterized. The coding region runs from base 1 to 705 and encodes 234 amino acids. Lineage: Eukaryota; Metazoa; Arthropoda; Insecta; Hemiptera; Cicadellidae. The record is from RefSeq and is a predicted model, not a curated record. The transcript has a single exon.
AUGGAUAUCAAUGUUUCAAAGUCUGCAGUGGUAUCUUAUCACCGUACCGAGCAGCGUAUUGACUUCUACUACACGAUGAAUAAUGCCAUCCUGCCACGGAAGAAUGCCAUACGAGACCUAGGAGUUUUAAUGUCAUACGAUUUAAACCCAGAUCUGCACAUAAAUACAAUCUGCAAUAAAGCCUCUAAAGCUCUAGGUUUUGUCAUUAGAUGUGGUAGAUACGGACUUGAUGUUAAUGCUCUGAGAACUCUUUACAUGACUCAGGUUAGGCCUGUGCUGGAAUAUGGCAGCUUGAUAUGGAAUCCACAUCAAAUCAGCCACAUAUCAAGAGUAGAAAAAAUUCAGAAUCGCUUUCUUCGCUCUAUUGGCGUCAAGUUGGGCCAUGAAUUCUAUACAGUGCCGAUUGAAGAUAUUCGCAUCGAUAUGGGCCUUCCUCGACUGAGUGACCGUAGACAAUCUGCAGACCUGUCUUUCCUCUGGAAGUUGUUGAACGGCGAAGUUGAUGCUCCAGAAAUACUUCGCCUAACUAAUUUCCACGUUCCUCGACACUUCAGGCACAUUCAACUCUUCAACAAAGCUUCUUUUUCUACAAACUACGCCUUCCACAGUACAAUUCCACGGCUCCACAGAAUUGGAAAUCAAGCAUGCCAACAUGUUGACGUGUUCACCUGCAAACUGAAAGCCAUAAAAAAUAUCAUAGUUUAA